Molecule: messenger RNA, 1017 nt
Organism: Rotaria sp. Silwood2
Lineage: Eukaryota; Metazoa; Rotifera; Eurotatoria; Philodinida; Philodinidae
Source: the annotation of a GenBank genome assembly
AUGGCGUCUCUAUCAACACGAAAAUUAUGUUCGACAAUUAAUGGAUGCAAACAAACGGCUGCCAUUAAUUGCGAAGGUUGUUUACAAGCUUUUUGUACUAAACAUUUUCUCGAUCAUCGUCAUUUACUCGGCGAAGAAAUGAACGUAAUCAUAAGUGAACAUAAUCAUCUUCAACAUACAUUAAGUCAAUCAACAGAACCUGAUUCACAUCCUUUCGUUAAAAAAAUUAAUGAAUGGGAAAAAGAAUCAGUCGCUAAGAUUCAACAAAAAGCAGAAGAACUACGACUAGACUUAUUCAAACUAAUAUCAAUGCGUAAUAAUGAAAUUUUGAGUACACUACAACAAUUAUCUGAAGAGUUGAAUGAAAAUCGAGAAAAUGAUAAUUUCAUUGAGAUGGACCUUCAACAAUGGAAAAUCACUUUAGAAAAUCUAAAAGCAAAACUUGAUUCAUCAUUAACAUUUUCAUUUGAUCAACAUGAUAAUAUACCACUAGUGCAGGACAUUUCUAUUAUGUUUACAAUAGAAAAUGAAGUAUUUGAACAAGUAUUUGAUAGCAUCGUACAGAUUAAACAAUGUGGACAAGUAGUCAUUCAUGAUACAUCACAUAAUUACACAGAAAUUCGAGGAAAAAAUGAAUAUAUCACUGGUCGCCAUAAAAUUCGUCUAUGUAUUGAACAAUCUGCAGAUAGGUGGACAUUUCUAGGAAUUACAUCAAAAUCAAUACUUUUACAAAAACAAUCAAGCAGUUCGAAAUCAUCUUAUGGAUGGACUAAUAAUAACUAUUUUUGGUUAAAUGGAGAAUGUCAUCCAAAUAAGUCUAGUCCACGUAUUGAGAUGAAAACAAACGAUAUGAUUAGUUUAAUAUUUGAUUGUGAUAAUCAUAAAAUUUUGAUGACUAAUGAACGAACAAAUGUAAAGUAUGAAUUAAUUGUCAAUACUGAUCAUUGUCCAUUUCCUUGGCAAUUUCAUGUCAAUCUAUAUGAAGCAAAUAGUCGUAUACGGAUUUUGUCAUUUUAA